Messenger RNA from Notothenia coriiceps (black rockcod), 1422 nucleotides. Its product is annotated as M-phase phosphoprotein 9. The coding region runs from base 205 to 606 and encodes 133 amino acids. The transcript has 3 exons. NCBI's taxonomy places the organism in Eukaryota, Metazoa, Chordata, Actinopteri, Perciformes, Nototheniidae. The record is from RefSeq and is a predicted model, not a curated record. Gene Ontology annotation, cellular component: centriole.
GAGAGGUCCCCUUUAAGGAAAAUUGUUUGCUGUUGCAGGACAAAGUAGGUCAGAGUGCACAAAGCUAAAUGGGAAACAAUACAUUUGAUCAAUAAAGUGCAAAAACCCAAAUAUACACAAUAUAAACUUGAAGGUGUUUUCUACAGUGUGCUUCCCUUAUUGACAUAAAUGUGGUGGACACAAAUCAAGUAAAUAUCUGCUCACAUGGAGGAUCACAUCACACUCUGCUCCUCUCCCUCAGACCUGCAGCCGUGCUCGGGCAGUGGUAACCCUCUGGAGGGAAACCCCCAGCUGGGCUGGGAGGGGCCGGGGGUCUCUUGUGUCUCCGAGCUGCAGGACUCCUGCGAGGACUCGCUUCCGCUUCUCCUGGACAGAUUCCACUCGCUGACUGAGGCCGAGAAACUGUUAGACGAGCUGACGCAGGAGAAACUGCAGGUUGAGGCAGCUUUGAGUCGGAUGCCUGGAGCCGGAGGGAGAGUGACUCUACAGACCCGGUUAGAUGAGGUGGCCUUAGAGAACCGUCUGGAGAGGCUGAAUCGACAGCUGGGAUCUCUCCGCAUGACUCUGAAGAGAUUCCACGUCCUCCGCUCCUCUGCCAACAUAUAGCAAAGUCUGUCUUUUCUCACCACAGUGUAGAAGCUACAACUUUCAUACACUGCACUGAUUGUCUGCCUGUGCCAUAAAACCAUCUGUACAAAGACUCCACACCAUCUUUUUAUACGUAUAUCUCUGGGAUAUUUUUAUAUGUCUGAAAGAUAUUUCCAUUUUUGGAGUAUAUUUUUAGAAAUGCACAGAUUUGUAAAGUCGUUUACUUUUUUAGUCACAGAAAUAUUAAUAUGAUAUGUUUUACUUGCCAUAUUCAGGUGUAGAUUUUUAAAUCUGCCAUGUGAAUGAAUAAUCAAAAAGGACUUUCCAGCAGAGACAUUCAUCCACUCGGGAAAUAUGACUGCCAUUUUAAUUAAUGUGUCAAUGAACAUUUCUGACGUUGAAGGUGUUAGUUUUAUGUUUUCGUACAUUUUUAACAUGUUUAUUUCUUUUAAGAGUCGUUUUUUUCUAUUUGCUUUGGGCCAAAUGUAUGAAACUUGAAAAAAUAAUUUGUUUACUUGAAUCAAAAUCGCCUUUUUGCUUUGUUUACUUUCCAUUACUACUUGACACUUUCCUUGCUUUAUGUUUCAUAUUUGUUACAGGACUGGACUCUCUGUAUUGGAGCUCAUUGCAAAAUCCAAACCAGCACACUUUCAGUACACACACACACACACACACACACACACACACACACACACACACAUUCUUUGUUGUUUCUCGAUCGAUGCUUGUGCAUGGAAUCUUGUGCACUGCUUACUUUUGCCAUGCAGUUUUCAACAAGACGUGAACUUCACUGGAACUAUAAUAUUGUUGUUGCACAAUAAAUUAAGAUUUUUC